This is a messenger RNA of Mustela erminea (ermine), 5817 nucleotides long. RefSeq names its product Myb/SANT DNA binding domain containing 3 (gene MSANTD3). The transcript has 4 exons. The record is from RefSeq and is a predicted model, not a curated record. Lineage: Eukaryota; Metazoa; Chordata; Mammalia; Carnivora; Mustelidae. Bases 297 to 1124 code for a protein of 275 amino acids.
CGCCGCCGCCGCCGCCCGGCGCUCCGGAGCCCGCGGCCCUCCCGGCCCUCCCGGCCGCCCCGCCUGCGAGAGGAGCCGAGGCCGUCCGCGCUCGCGCCUCGCCGGCCCCUCCUCCGGUCGCCGCGGCCGCCGCGCCGCCGCUGCAGUUGGUUCCUAAUUCUUUUGAUAUGAGCUGAUCAGUUUUAAAUGGACCACAUCAUCAGAAUCUUGAUGCUUGCCUGUUAUUCCAAAAAAUCAGAGGCUUGGAAGAUAUAUGGACUGAGGAUAGCUGACAGCCAGGAGAAAUAGGUUGGAAAAUGCAAAACAACGAAAUCAUAAAACCUGCCAAAUACUUCUCGGAGUUGGAAAAGAGCAUCCUGCUUGCUUUGGUAGAAAAGUACAAGUAUGUGCUGGAAUGCAAGAAAAGCGACGCGCGAACUAUUGCGCUCAAGCAGCGCACCUGGCAGGCGCUCGCCCACGAGUACAACUCUCAGCCCAGCGUGUCGCUGCGGGAUUUCAAGCAGCUGAAGAAGUGCUGGGAGAACAUCAAGGCUCGGACCAAAAAGAUUAUGGCCCAUGAGAGGAGAGAGAAGGUGAAACGGAGCGUCAGCCCUCUCCUGAGCACCCACGUCCUGGGGAAGGAGAAGAUCGCCAGCAUGCUGCCCGAGCAGCUGUACUUCCUGCAGAGCCCCCCCGAGGAGGAGCCCGAAUACCACCCCGACGGCGCGGCCCAAGAAUCAUUUGCUGUUUCAAAUAGAGAACUGUGCGAUGAUGAGAAAGAGUUCAUACAUUUUCCAGUGUGUGAGGGGACCUCCCAACCUGAACCCUCAUGUUCGGCUGUCAGAAUCACAGCCAAUAAACACUACAGGAGCAAAACCUCUCAGGAAGGUGCUUUAAAAAAGAUGCAUGAGGAAGAACACCACCAACAAAUGUCCAUCUUACAGCUGCAGCUGAUACAAAUGAACGAGGUGCAUGUGGCCAAAAUCCAGCAGAUAGAGCGGGAGUGUGAGAUGGCAGAGGAGGAGCACAGGAUAAAAAUGGAAGUUCUCAAUAAAAAGAAGAUGUAUUGGGAAAGAAAACUACAAACUUUCACCAAGGAGUGGCCUGUCUCCUCCUUUAACCGGCCCUUUCCCAAUUCACCCUAAGACUGCGGGGGGCGGCUCCCCUGUAAGCGAUCCGGAACGUGAGCUCGCGGUCAGGACCUCGUAACAGAGCUACGACUAGGAAACUUAGCGCGGUAGUAGUCAGUAUUUAAGAAUACGUUCAGGUAAACGGCCGCACCCCGUGCCCCCGCUGCCAAUGGCAAAGAAGCUGUUCCAGUCUCCUGAAAAUGAUCACUACGAGUGCUAGAAUUCUGAAUGUAAUGUCUCUUAAUUAGAAUUCAUAACGAGAACCAUGUGUGAGUGUUGUUGUUGUAUUUUUUUAAUCAGAUUGCAAGUGUGACUAUAAAGAAGUGUGGCUGAUUUUUUUUUUUUUUUUUUUAAAGUAGACAGCAGAACUUUUCUCUCCAAAUGAACAUGCUGCUGUUGAAAGCAGCUAAAAGACCCUGGAGGCCACAGGUUGUGGGGCUGUUGCUUAGAACUGGCUGGAGGUCUUUAGGGAACCUCCCUGGGAACCACACACAGCACCUCUUGUUUUGUCUUUUGUUUUUAUUUUUGUUUUUUUGUUUUGUUUCGUUUUGUUUCAUUUUGUUUUCAUUGUCAUUCUUUGAGUGGUUUUUCUGAUUUUAAACCAUCCAGCAUUUGGAAGGAUGUUUUCUAAUGUGGCUCAUAACCCCCCUUUGAAAGCCUUCACCCAAAGAGGGCUUGCAAAUAGUGGCUCUAACAGUUGGUAGCUUUGUUGUAACUAAGGCUGUAACUGCUCUGAGGGAGACACGUGCAUUUAGAUUUCUAUGAUCUGUCCUGUCCGUUUUAUUAAAAGAGAAGACUUGCAAUUUUAUAGUCACACUGUGUGUGUUUUUCGAAGGUGCUGCCUCCCCCACUGUGCUCGUCUUUGCUUUCCCUCUGUAGCAUCCUCCCCACUUUGUACUACUGAGUUAAUGGUUGCCCUGUUUUUAAUCUCCAACCACCUAGGGAAAGGCCCUUCCCUCACUGUGCUCAUGGUGCUAGUCAAGAGUAAUGCUGUGUAGUUUGCACUGCUCAGUUAGCAUUGGGCUUCUUAGCCCAUUGCCAACAUAUUUGGAAAUAUAGAUUGGCAAGUGGAUAUUUUGGUUGAGUUGGGAUAGAGCUUCUCCUGUAGCCUAGUGUUAAAAACGGUUCUGGGACAUUGGGCAUGGCAGUCGCUGGAACAAGCGAAGUGACACCACGUGCCAAGGCAGGUCAGCAGUUUCUGAGCAUGAAAUGUCAAGGCCUUGUGGUAGGGAAAGAAAAGUAUGUGUGGCAGAGGCUCUGUAGGGAGUGUCGGGCUAGGAGUCAGGGCCUGAAUUCCGAUCAUGGCUCUGCUUCAGUGUGCUAUGUGACCUGGGAUAACUCCUUUUAAUCCGUGGCUCUGGUCUUUCCUGUCCAUACGACAAGGAAGUUGGUCUAGAUCAUGUUCAGAAUCUGCUGCAGCUCCUUGACUGUGGUAUGGUCUGCAGAGCCUUGGAUGGGUACCGCUGAUAUCAUAGUUGUCCAGAGGGUGUGGGUCAACAGGGAAGAAGUGAUUACUGCUUCCUGUCCUCACAGUUUUGGGACUAGAAGUUCAGUAAGAUAAACAUAUACAUGUUAUUGAACCACUACCUAAAACUUACGUGUUUAUAUCAGUUUAUUCUCUCCUCUGAUCAUAUUUUAAAUAUCUUAGAGGAACUGGUGAUUUGAAGGAAAGGUGUGAAGACUAGUCUUUGAAAGGAAGGAUCCUUUUGCAAAGAUUUGUGUUCUUCAUUUAGCUUUUACCAACUGGACCCUUUAGAUAAGACACAUCUCGAUAAAGUCUCAAGCCUAAACAGUUUAUGGGAGACAGGACUCGACUCUCCAUGCCCUCCCAUUUCCUCAGGAUUAGGGCAGGGAACAGCAGACCCUCAGCACAGAUGUGAAUUGAGAGAAAUUUUGCUUUGCUUCGCCUACUGACCCAUCUGGAAAUCUUGUUAAUGUGCAGCUUCUGGAGUGGGACCUGAGAUUUUGCAUUUCUUAUAAGCUUCCAGGUUUUGCCAGCUCUGCCUGCCUGGUCAGCACACUUCUGUGUAGCAAGGUUUUAGAGGACUCUGUGAAGUUUUUACUUCCUCUCUCCCCACCCCCACCCCCACAAUUGGGUUAGGUACACAUUGUGUACAGCAGUGUGCCGGUUAUCAUCCUCUCUCAGAAUUUAUCACUUAAGCACUUAAACACAACCAUGCAGAACACAAUACAAAAAAUGCUCACACACAUAAUGAAAGUAUAAAAACAAAACUAAUUCCUAACCAAAUAAAGGAUAAUGAAACCAGAAGCCUAAAGCAUCUUGCUCUACUGUUAGUGUUAUUUAUGAGUUUAUAACAGUUUUCAACCUGGGCUAUGCAUUAGAAAUAGUAUUUUGUAAAUAACUAGUCCUACCUGGCCCCACUCCCAGAAGAUUCUGAUUCUGUUGACCCAUUUUUGGGAAACUUUAAUGGAGAUUAUGGCACGUCACUGGGAUUGAGAACCAGUGGUUUUGAGCUCACAGAUGUGCCUCAUUUGAUCGUUAACCUUGCGAGGUCGUGCAGAAGUGAGGACAUGAUGCUCAGAGAAGAACCAUCUUGUACCAGACCAGUAGCUAGUAAAUGGCAAAGGAGAAGUUCUGUCCCAGCUCUCUCUAUUCCAAAACAAAUGGUCCCACCUGUCUGCCCCUAUCCUAUCCCUCAAAGUUCUGUCAAGGAUUUGUUUUGUCCUGAGAGCCAGAUCAUACCCAUAGUGUACUUUGGUGUCUCCAUUCAUGGACAGAUACAUGUUCAUUUCACUGUUGAGCAAUUCCUUACCUGAAGUGGAAAUGCAAAAGCAUUUCUUGGUAGGUGCUGUAGGGAAUAGACAAAUUUAUUACAGUUCACAGUCCCCCACCCGGCCAAAUCAUGGACACAGCCAGUAGGGGAGGUAAGACUUGUUCACAGCUGUCAUGUACCUCAUUAGCGCAUGUCUUCAAGUGCAUCGGUAGCUCAGAGCAAAUGCCACCUCCUCCAGGAGGAAGGAAGGCCUCCUGGAGGAGGUGGCAUCUGAGUUAAGUCUUUAGAGUUGGCAUUUGGACAGAUGGAGAUUCAGAAAGAGGCGAACCUUUGCUAGAUGCAAGGUCCUGUUGAAGAUUCAAGAUGAUGAGACACAUAACCGGGAGGCAGUGAGAACGCGGUCAUUUUCCAAAUUGGGCAGUAGCAUGAUCCACACCGUGCUCCAGGAGGAAGAUGAGAAGGUGCAACUGAGUUUAGAGAAGACUGGAGCCCGGGAGGUGAGGUGGGAGGGUCUGGUCCUGGUUAGGACGAGAUGAUAAGAGGAUCUAGAGGAGGCUGUAGUCGGACUGAGGGAGAGCAAAGUGAAGGGCACGGCAGAGGUGGAAUCAGUCAGGCUUGGCAGUUGAUUGCUUUUGUUGGAGAGGAGGGGCGAGGUGUUAAAGCUAGAUGCCUGAAAGAAUAAUGCUGCUGAUUAAAAUAGAGGCAGAAAGGAUGCAUUUCUGGCUCUGACCCAAACCAGGAGAGGCCAAGAGAUGAACUAAUGCUGUUACCUGCCACUCAGCCUCAAACACAAGCCCCUGUGCCCAUCUCUGCUUUGCUUGUCCCCUCUUUGCUCCGACUUCUGCCUCUUCUCCCUGUCCAUCCUACGCUCUAGCCCUUCCUUGGGUCCUUGUCAGCCCCCUCAUUUGGUGCUGCCUCUGCCCCCAGUACUUCCAUUGCAGCUGAUGGUGCACGUCACCAUCUCUUAUAAUAGCUUUGUGCUAGAAAGAGCAGUGCCCCAUGUUGUAUAAAGGGGCAUUGGCUGAGAAGGGCUGGUGAUCCCCAUGUAUGCCUAUCACAGCCCCUUUACAAAGGUCAAAUGGAAUCCUACCCUCUUAUGCAGCAAAAAUUUAGGGAAUGUUUUAGGAAAUUCGCAGAGAGAAUCUUAAAAUGCAUUAGCACCCCCCCCCCCCGCCCCCAGAAGAGAGUGGAGGAAGAGAGGUGGCAUGAUGGCAGAGUGCAUUUGAGUUGUCAACAGCCUCUGCAGUGUCAGGUCAAUUACAUCAGCACUUGGCCUGAACCAGGGGAAGGAAUGGCUCUGCCUCCUCGGAAUGUCAGAAGGACCUGAUAAUUAUAUUUGGCAAAGCCACGAGGAGUGGUUCUGUAAUGUCAUUGCUAAGAAUUACCCUUUUAAUAGCAUUUCUGGAUGUCUGAGCUUUUCAAGUGGAGUGACACUUCUUUUCUGCUGUGGGUUUCCUUUUCGUUGGGCUGCUUCCAGCCGGUCCUUCUGUUCUCCCUCACCCUUGCAUUGAUAUCAGUUCAUAUUUUCUGUCUUCCGCCUUCCUGGCCCUGUUCCUCCAGCCCCUCCUGUACCCACAACAGCUCCCAGUCUCCCCUGUUUCAGAGGUGGAGUCAUGUGAGAACGGGUGUGAGGGAAAUAUUUGCCAAAGGGCAGCACAUUCAACAUUGGGUAGCAACGAGGUGCCACGUACCUUAGACUAGCCAGACUGGGGACAACCUGCUUCCAGGCUGCGUCUGCUACUUUUGUGUUGGUGGGACUCAGAAGUCAUGGGAAGGAUCACCAGUGAUCCAUGACAGCGACAAAGUCUUUACCUAAACCGUGCCAUAUAUUAUGCCCUUCAACACAAUUUACUAAUCUUUGCCUCCGUUUCUCCAUCUGUGAAAGUGGUGUAAUACUUAUCUACCUCCCUUAAAUGUUGUGAAGAUUAGUCUAUGUUAGUAAAGCACUUUUGAAAUAAAGAGUGAUGUAAAGC